AUGGUUGCCAGGCAGGACGGCCUGGCCGUCGGCCUGGCCACGCCAACUUCGCAAUCCUCCUUUGUCUUCCCCCCAGAGCAGGGGCCGAUCAAACUGCUGGGCCCCUCGGCCCCGGCACGGCCGCCAUCCCAUCACCCCGCCGGGUCCUGGCAGUCCGAUCGCCCGAUCGCCCAGCCGGUCGCCGACGGCGUGGCCGGUCUGCCAGGGCACUUCUUCCUGGGGCAUGGCAGCUCCUGGGUGUGGCUGCAUGAGGCUCACCCCCGUCGAGUGGUUCCCACUGGCCGGCCUGUCCUCGGCACGGCGGCCACCCGGCUUCGCACGUAUGACCCCAUCCGACAGGACCUCAUGGUCUUGACGGACCGCCCGGUACUGGUGUACAUCGGCCUCGGGACCGACCGGGCCUGGCAGCAGGCCCACACCUUCGCCCUGAUGGCUGACCGGCUCCACGGGUCGGAUCUCCCCCUUCACCUGGUGCCCCCCGUCAUGCGCAUGUCCCAGCCCACCGGGUACCUGAAUGGGGCCGCCCCCGAGGACAACGCCCUCUGGCAGACGUUCUUCCAGGCUCUCGACUGCUUGCGAUCGGCCGAUGGUCUGUGA
Molecule: messenger RNA, 597 nt
Organism: Fonticula alba
Lineage: Eukaryota; Rotosphaerida; Fonticulaceae
Exons: 3
Coding region: 1-597 (198 amino acids)
Source: RefSeq, a predicted model, not a curated record